Molecule: messenger RNA, 435 nt
Organism: Spinacia oleracea (spinach)
Lineage: Eukaryota; Viridiplantae; Streptophyta; Magnoliopsida; Caryophyllales; Amaranthaceae
Product: secreted RxLR effector protein 161-like
Exons: 1
Coding region: 1-435 (144 amino acids)
Source: RefSeq, a predicted model, not a curated record
AUGGAGUCUGCUAAGAGCAACCACACUCCAAUGGGAACAACCACGAGACUGGAUGAGGAUCAAGAAGGUAAAAGUGUAGACCAAACAAGGUACAGAGGUAUGAUAGGCUCCCUACUUUAUCUUACAGCAAGCAGACCAGACAUCGCAUUCAGUGUAGGUGUCUGUGCCCGCUUCCAAUCUAAUCCAAAAGAAUCUCACCUCACAGCUGUCAAAAGAAUUCUAAGAUAUCUAAAAGGAACAGACGAUUUGUGCCUAUGGUACCCUAACUAUGAUCACUUUGAUCUCAAAGGAUAUACAGAUGCUGACUAUGCAGGUGACCUAGUAAACAGAAAGAGCACAUCAGGAAUGGUUCAAUUCCUAGGAGCAUGUGCAGUCUCCUGGGCUUCAAAGAAACAAACACAGUGGCAUUAUCCACAACAGAAGCUGAAUAUGUAG